Molecule: messenger RNA, 1631 nt
Organism: Trichogramma pretiosum
Lineage: Eukaryota; Metazoa; Arthropoda; Insecta; Hymenoptera; Trichogrammatidae
Product: odorant receptor 13a-like
Exons: 8
Coding region: 1-1329 (442 amino acids)
Biological process (GO): detection of chemical stimulus involved in sensory perception of smell; sensory perception of smell
Cellular component (GO): plasma membrane
Molecular function (GO): odorant binding; olfactory receptor activity
Source: RefSeq, a predicted model, not a curated record
AUGACCUUUCGCCUAUGUGUUGAGGCGUUAAUCGGGACGCUAGUGAAUGGUGCAUCGACGCAAGGAGCGCAAUUCGACUCUCAAUAUCGCCUGGAAGAAAAGGAGAAAAGAAAAGACCGAGUCGUUGGAGCCGCGCCGAUGGAGAUCGAGGCGGAAUACUCGAAACUGACGUGGCCCAUGCGAGCGGUCAUGAGCUCGAUCUCUUACUGGCCGGGACGAGAGCAAGAGGAGAAGGAUCUCGGCAAGAGAUCCUCGUGGUCGCGUCUGCUGCACAAGUGCCAUCGGGGCGUCGUUAACGCGAGCAUGCUCGUGCUGACCCUGGGCGGCAGCUCGGAGAUCGUCCACCUCGGCCGCUCGGCCGACAUCAACGAUCUCAUCGAGUGCUGCCUCAUCGUGUCGACGGCCUAUCUGGCCCUGCUGAGGGUCCUGGUGUUCGCGACGCACGCCACCUCCAUGUCGAGGAUCGUCGAGACGAUGCGCAACGACUGGACGGACAAUUACCGGGACGAGGCCGACAAGGCCCUGCUGAGAGAUCGAUGCCUCUGGUACUACAAGCUCGCCAGUUUCUACAUCUGCAGCGUCAUCUUUGCCUUCGCGUCCUUCACCAUAUCGCCCUACAUGGAGAUAAUGUUGCGCAAAGACGACGGGCCAAUGUUCUUACCCUUUCGGGGUUAUUAUUUCUUCAAUUUGAGCUCGGUGAGCAGGACCGAGUUCAACGGGAUCUACCUGCUGAAUUCGAUGGCGGGCUUUUUCGCUUGCGGCACGAUAGCCGGUGCCUCGAGCUUCAGCCUCAUCGCCGCCGUCCACGGGUCUGCCAAAUUCGCGAUCGUGCAGAAACACUUCGAGAGCGUCGAAUGGACGUCGCGCCAACAGGUGAAACGCUGCGUACGACACCAUCAGGAUUGCAUCAAGUUCGCGGACGACGUCGAGGAUAGUAUCAAUAUUUUGGUUCUAGGUCAGUUCGUCAUGAGCACGUGCCUGCUGUGCUUGGCGGGCUUUCAAUUCACUACGAUGUUACGAGAUCGCGGGCGUUGCAUGAAGUACCUGUCCUUUCUUCAGGCGGCGACCACGAACCUCUUCCUUUACAGCAUAGCCGCUCAAGCGCUGCAAACUGAGAGUCUCGAGGUCGCCGAGGCAAUUUUCAGAAGCAAAUGGAUCGGUUCGUGCUCCUCGUACGAAAUUCGGAUGAUCAUAAUGAGAUCGAGAAAAGCUUGUAAGAUAACUGCAGGCAAAUUUUACGAAUUGUCGCUCGAGUCAUUUUUAAAGGUUUUAAGCUCGUCCUUUUCCUACUUCACCGUCCUCUUCACCGCAAAAUACGAUGGAGUUUAAAAUUUGUUUACUUAAUUUUAGUUGCAUUAAUUUUAAUUUAUGUAUCGUAUAGAGUAAAUCUCGAGAGAAAUAAGUGAACGUAUUGUGCGUUAUAAGCCUUGAAAAGAGUGGGGUCAUGAGUAAUGUGUGUUGUUGGCUGAACGAUGGCGCACAUAGCGGAUAUUGUAAAAUAUUUGAUCGCUCCAGCUAUGCUAACUUUUCUCUCAUAUUGUUUUACGAUCUAAUUUAAUCAUUUCAAUUCAAAAUAAUUGAAUUGUCGAAUAACAGAUCAUGCCGUAAGUAAAUAUCGCACAGGUGGUCGA